Molecule: messenger RNA, 1594 nt
Organism: Aureobasidium subglaciale EXF-2481
Lineage: Eukaryota; Fungi; Ascomycota; Dothideomycetes; Dothideales; Saccotheciaceae
Exons: 2
Coding region: 420-1445 (341 amino acids)
Source: RefSeq, a predicted model, not a curated record
AUGGGGUUUCUACGUUCUGUUCUCUUUACGAGCUGGACUGUGUUCAGGCAAGCGUUCGGGGAUUUGGCUCUCGAAAACUCAUCAAAUGGAAGCUUGCCAAUCCGGCUCUGGCGGAAUUGGCACUCACACAAGCAGGAAGAGACUCGGAACUUUGCACCUCAAUCGGGGAAAGAAGAUAUAUCACACCAGAAGAAGCUCGCGAUGAGGUCGGACCAUGGUUCAAGGAACAAUACAAUAAGUGGAAGUCCUCUCAUUCACAGGAGGAAGAAUGAUUCUGGACAUGGUUCUCCCACAAGUACGCUCCUGGAACGGCAGACUCUAUUGCGGAUUGCAAACUUGAAUCAUCUUGUAGCACCAUCCACUGCAGCUUUAUCAGCGAUAAGUAUGACUUGGACGUACAACGCAAUGCCUAUUUUGCUAUGGAGUCUGUCAGCAACUUCCACAACUUGGCAUGGCCGAUAAAAAACGCCAACAAGGAAGCCUUUGACAAUGUAGAAAGUGAUAUGAGCACUCUCAUGUUGCAGUUCUCGGAUGGUAAGAACGUGGAGAGCAUGCAUGCCAAAUACCAACAAGAUAUGAAGCUACUGAUGCAUGGUAUAAUCGGGAUCAUGCUUCUGUUAUCUGCUGUGACUGGAGGUGUGUCCGGAUUAAUCAGUUUGAGUGCUGCCAACGAAGCGUUGAAGUUUGCCGGACAAGCGGAACAGGCUUUGGACACGGCGCAAAGAGUUGCCAACGCAUCGAAAACGUUACUGGCCGCAAAAUGGACACAAGCAGGUAAUCUAGCCGGUUUACUGGGAUCUCUCGAAGUCUCAGUUUCCUCAGCCGUAUCCGACUUCCUUUCUGGCCCGGCCUACUCCGCGGGACUCCAGAAAGCUGCUGAACAUGGCAUGGCCGAGAUUCAACACAUCACCGCCAAGAUAUUCGACACCAACAUGAUCUCUCUUUUGCAAGGAUACGAGGGCAUGACACCAAACUUCACACUUGUCGACAUGGUCCAAAGGGGUCAUUACGCCAACGUUUCUUCGUUCACACCCAACUACCGCGAUCAACUUCGAACCAUGUGGUUCGCAUCGGCGAUUGGGACUAUCUGGAGUACGGAGCAUUCUUAUAUCAUUGUGUCAAAUGUCAAGAAUGGUGGCUGCAAGGGAGAUCAUCGAGGACCUAAGAUCCUCCAGACAUGUCUCGAGGAGUUUCCCACCAAAGUUUUCUAUACUUACUUCAAGUCAAACUGUCGCGAGGGACUCAAAGGAAAACCACUCAUACGUGGACCUCUUGGUCACCACUUGCUCGAACAAAGGACCAACUUUACCUUGAAGCAUGUCGUCAGAUCAUCAAUGACCCAAUUUAGAGAUCAUGCCAACAAUCAACAGGAGUCAAGGAUAGGCGCCAAGGGAUUUGACACCAUGUUAGGUGAUGAGACCGCUAUAUCGCAUGGAGGCGGAUGAGCCAGAGGUCUCUUCAUGCUAUCAGUCUGCAAUACACCCAAGGGACAAGGGAUCAGCUCUAUCAACAUGAAAAAGGGACGCAACUUCCCUUGCUCAUGCUACAAGUUCCCAUGGUCCGAGCAUAAGCAUGCUGCCGAAAUGGCUCCUGC